Molecule: messenger RNA, 1371 nt
Organism: Poeciliopsis prolifica (blackstripe livebearer)
Lineage: Eukaryota; Metazoa; Chordata; Actinopteri; Cyprinodontiformes; Poeciliidae
Gene: cd28
Product: CD28 molecule
Exons: 5
Coding region: 58-798 (246 amino acids)
Biological process (GO): T cell receptor signaling pathway; regulation of T cell proliferation
Cellular component (GO): external side of plasma membrane
Source: RefSeq, a predicted model, not a curated record
ACACUUUUAUUAUUGUUGACUUAAACAUUUCUGCAACAUUUUGUGAAACCCUGUAGGAUGUUCCUGACUCAUAGUAUGAUGGGAUGGAAUGUGUUGGCAGUGCUCAGCAUCAGUGUGCCUGUGUGGAGCUCUGUGAAGGUGACGCAGCCCUACAGAGUAAUGAGCACCAACGGAACUGCACAGAUCCACUGCAUCAUCCACUCCAGAACUGCCGCCUCCCACCUUCGACCCGGCCAGCCUCUGGAGAAUCUCUUUUCCAACCUGGAAGACCUGCAGGUGGCUCUGCUUAGAGGUCUCCAUGGCAACCAGAAAAUCUGCUCCUCCACCCUCAGUACCUCAGAGCAUAAGAAGGAGAUGCAGCAGGAGAAAAACAAAGAGGGACAGUGUGAGAUUCAGAUGAAAGAUGGCACUGUGGUGGUGACACUAUCCGGACUGAAAGCCACACACACAGAUAUCUAUCGCUGUGCCAUCCAGGUCUUCUACCCACCGCCCUACCAGCAACUUACAGGCAAUGGCACACUUCUUCAUGUCCUGGAGGACUCCCCCUGCCCAGACCCGGGUCCCCAGAGACAGCAGAGUGAGGAGGAGGGGGAGGAAGAGAAGAGCAAUGAGACAAAAACAGCAGUCAGCGUUACUGUGGUAGUUCUUGUGAUAGCCAUCAUCUGUGUCCUCAUCAUCAUCAUCACUUUGCAGACUCUCCAGUGUGAGCGAGGCAGAAGGGAACCUAUCAGGAUGCCGCCGAACGUUUUGCUUCACAAAGUGGAUACUGUACCAUUUUCAUGUGGAACCAUGGCAUAGAAAUCUUCCAAAUGAUAGUGAUUAUUUCGCUGUCUGUGCUUUUGUACUUCUCCAGUGCAAAAUUAAUGUUUACGUUCUCGUAAACACACACAUUGUGUUAAAGCUGUGGCUUUGAUUCAGUUAAGUUUAUUUGACUUGAGUUGCUGAAGCACCUGUAUUGAGGUGAGAAGGCUAGUACCGCUGGUACUGUAUACAAACUGUUGAUGUGAGUAAAGCCUUUUUGUUCAAGCUGCUUUGUUGCAAUGUUCAGCAUCAUUAUGGCUUUCUCCAUUUUAUUGUUUUUUGUUUUUCCUGUAUAUUUUACAUGUUGUUACAUAUAGAAUUAAAAUAGAGUUUUGUGUCACGUAGUAAAAUGUUCUGAAGCCUCAUUUUCUAAAUGUAGUUGGAGGGGAUUGCUUUACACUGAGCCAAAAUGAAUCUGUUUGCAAUGUUGUUACGCAUGUUAUCUUUUCUUUGUCCUUUGCUAAACUGUAUAGCAGACUGUUGGUAAUUUUACACUGGCAACACUGUCAUUAGUAAAAACUGGCAUAAAACCUGAUUUUCAAACAAUGUUUCCCACCAAUCAAGCACAAA